CGACAAGUUGGCGAUAAUGGGCAGCCUGCCGAAUCUUCACGAGCUGGAGGAGGCGGAGCGCAAGCGGGAGAAGCGGCGGGAGUAUGAGCUGCUCCUGGAGCAGCGGGCUCGGGACACGAGUCGGGAGCGGGAGCGCCUCUCCGCCUUUGCCCAGCAACGCAAGCAAUCCUCAUAUAAUGCCUACAUUAUGGCUGGCCUGGGUAUCGGCGGCGGCGGCGGAUCUUUAAUCAAUUCCGGCGCUGGCACAGCCACCGGGAACGGAGAACUGCCCAGCGGUAAUGGGACAAGUUCCUCCGGCAAGGGAGCACAGGGAAUGAUGGGGCCAGCAGUCCUGGCCAAUGCAUCUGGUGCGGCAGCUCCUCCUCUGGUGGCCACCACAACCGCUGCCACAUUGAGUGGGUUCGGUAUGCUGGGAUUGGGCAAGAAGUAUGCACCACAUUCGCAUCACCACCAGCAUCAUCAUCAGCAUCGCCACUCGCUGACCACCAGGCAUCGUGUGCUCCGUACCCGAAGCUCCGGGGGAAACCAGAACGUCUGGGAUGAGCAGAUGAUGGAGCAGCGCCUGACCACCUACUCGCCCUCACCCAUAUCGACGCGGUCGCAUCGUAUCAACCCGGUGUCCUCGUACCAGGUGCAGGCCGCCCUGGCCGCCUCGCGCCGGAGGGAGUCCAUUAACAGCAGCAUCGGAGCCACCUCCAUCCGACGCCUGAUCACGCUGAAUAACCGCAAUUGCCGGCACAAGGUGCCCGCCCAUGUGCGCCAGAAGGUGUGGCGCCAGUUCAGUUGCCUCAGCUUGGCCCACGGCCUGAUGAACGCCGUCCUGCUGCCGGUGAUGGCCCUGCAGGGUUCCAAUGCCGUUUGGCAUCAUCGGGAGCAGUGGCUGCCCCUUGGCCCGGACGUUGGCAGUCUGCUACUGGCCGCCCUGUUCCUGGUGGCCGCCGGCAUGAGCCUGCCCAGCAUCCGGCUGAUGCGACGCUAUGGUUACGCCCCGCUGCUGGCGGCCAACUACCUGGCGGUGGCCCUGUUCCUGCUAUCGCACCUGUACGCCUCCAUCUACACGCUGUUGCCAGCCUAUCUGCUGCUGGGCUUCACCCUGAGCGGCGCGGCCUGCUCCAAGGCGGCCCUGAUUGUCCACUAUGGAGGCAAGCUGAGCUGCCCGCAGCAGCACUCCUGCGAGUCGCAGCAGUCACAGGCGGCGGUGGAUGUGCUGCACGAGGAGCACAAGAUGUUCUGCAACCGGGACCAGAAGGUGCGGCGUCUGGCCCGCUGGUUCCGGGCAUCCCAGGACCUGGGACUCAUCGCCGGCGCCCUGCUGGCCUCGCUGCUCCUCGCCUGCAGCGAGGGCGACUGGAGUGGUGACUGCUCCGGACUGGUGGACAAUGGCAACGAAAGCUGGCCGCCCCAGCUGCGGGACUUUUACAAUCGGAACGAGCACGGAGAGCGAAUCUGUGGAGCGGACAUGUGCCCGCUGCGGGUGCAGUCCCUCCUGGCAACGAACUAUGCUAAUGGCACGGCCCUGCCCAGCUCCAUCUACGCGGGAUUCAUCGAGAGUGAGCCCCGGGUGGCGGGACAGUCGCUGCUCUGGCUGUAUGUGCUCUUUGCCCUGGUCUCCCUGCUCCUCUCACUGGUAGUGGGAGUGGGUAAGGUUCACUCCACGGGCUCAUCGCGACCGGAGAGAUCUGGCAGUAGCAGCGGAAGCUCUCGGGAUGUGACCAUCACGGAUACCCUGCUAUUUGCCGGACCCCUGGCCUACUUUGUGGGCACGGAGCAGGCCUAUAUGCUGGGUGACUUCCUAAGGGCCUUCGUCACCUGCUCCCUGGGCAUUGGCAUGAUUGCCGGGGCUCUGAUCGGCAUGGGAUUGAUGCAGCUCAUCGUCUCGUGCACGCUGAGCAUGCUCCUCCGGCACGUCAAGCGGAUCGUGGUGAUUUUGGCUGGAUUCUUCUUUCACUCCUGCCUGCUGCUGGCCCUGUCCAGCUGGAAGCCAUCGAGUGAUGACAGCGCCCUGUUCUAUGUUAUCGCCGCCUCAUGGGGCGCCUGCAAUGGGAUGUGGGAGACGCUGCUCCUCUCACUGGUCACCCUGAACCAUGCCGGUCACGUGGCCGAGGUUUCCGCACCGCUACUGGGACUGCGCUUCCUGGGCCUGGGCCUGACCUUUGCCGGCCAUGGCUUCCUGUGCGAGUCGCUGAAGGUGAUUGCCUUGGUGGUGCUGCUGGUGAUCAGCGUUCCACCAUAUGCCACGCUGGAGAUCCGCCUGGAGGCGCAGCGCAAGGCGACGCUGGUCAGCUUAUGACGCAGCAUCUUCAGCUAGUCCCGACUCCUGCGACGGGGCACCGUGGCCCGGACGCACACCAUGUGAGGGCGUCGGAACACGGCAGCGGAUGUGGAUAUGGCAGCGCCGCCGGAUCUGCUCCACCUGCAACCCGUCAGUAUUGAACGAGAGACACAAGUCAGGCUGCCCCUCAGGCCACACUUCAGUAUUUCCCAGAUCUUCGAGCAGAGGUAGAGGCAUGUAGGCAACCUCUGUUCGAGGAGCCCCUGGGUCAGGUUAACGAUAACGAUAACGAGUUCGUAAGGCUUAGCACUUAAGAUGAUCUAUCUAUAUAUACAUAUAUACUUGUGCGCGGUGCUGGGCGAACCUUUUCGAUCCCGGCGCCAUAUGCAUUCUCAAUUGUAGCAUUUGCCAGUGCCAGUAAUGUUGUUCCAUGUCUAUAACCUAUCUAUCAAAUAGAGAGAAAGAGAACUCGGGAGGUCUCCAGACGUUGAGCAUGUAGCAUACGUUAUAUAUCUGGGAUGAAGCAUACUUGAUGUAUCCUACAUUAUUAGAUGUUUUACUCUGAUGUGAGCCCAGAGGUCAUGACGUUAUUCAUCCGACUCACUAACCCCCUGGAGAUACAAUAAGGUGGGAUGUAACUUGUAAGCCUAGAACCGAUCCGAACCUGUCCAGAAUCACUAUGAAUGUACUCCUUGUCUGUGUCUAUCAUCGGUGUUAUGUAAGUUUUGUGUAAGUUCGAGCCUCUCCAGUUCCAGUUCCUGUUCCAUCUCCACUUCCACUCUUACGAAUAGCAACUGUUAUGAUAACAAGGUGAAAUCCUAAGGUCUUAGGUGUAAGAACAAUGUUAACAUUUUCGAGAAUUUUGACGGACGAGAGAGCAUUGCUUGUACUACAUCGGGCUGGUGUAUAUAGCCGCGAUUCGUUGUUAUGAUAGGUGGUUAGCCAUAUACUACAUACACCCAAGAAUAUAUGCAUGUGUAUUUUUUUGCUCCCAAGCGAGAUGAUUCGCAUUGAAUACUGAUCACUGAAUCCGGAAUAAUAAGGCAAUGGCAAAACGAGUUAAGCGGGAACCUGUGUUCGAGUUCUAUGCGUAUGGAUGUGUAUUGUACUAUAUAUAUCGUAGGUAUGUCCAGCUCCAGCU
This is a messenger RNA of Drosophila serrata, 3413 nucleotides long. Its product is annotated as N-acetylglucosamine transporter UNC93A. Gene Ontology annotation, biological process: regulation of muscle contraction; regulation of potassium ion transport. The record is from RefSeq and is a predicted model, not a curated record. Gene Ontology annotation, molecular function: potassium channel regulator activity. Gene Ontology annotation, cellular component: plasma membrane; striated muscle dense body. Lineage: Eukaryota; Metazoa; Arthropoda; Insecta; Diptera; Drosophilidae.